Messenger RNA from Carlito syrichta (Philippine tarsier), 1675 nucleotides. It is a transcript of the gene KRCC1, whose product is annotated as lysine rich coiled-coil 1. Lineage: Eukaryota; Metazoa; Chordata; Mammalia; Primates; Tarsiidae. The transcript is spliced from 3 exons. Bases 325 to 1086 code for a protein of 253 amino acids. The record is from RefSeq and is a predicted model, not a curated record.
CUUUUCUUCCCUCCCUUUACUCAUAGGUACCACGUUGAAUGAACAAAGACACCUUUUUACUGCUACUUUUUGUAAAAUAUCUAUGGAGUAGUAUUAUAGUCUGAGUAACAAAGGAUCUCAUCAUGAGAUGAAUGGGAGUGGAAUAUUGGAUGAAAAUAGAUUUUGAAAUCUCCGCAUCAUGGUUUUGAGCUCCCUGGUGACUGCGUAGUCUCACUGUGUGGGAAAAGUUCACGCUGAAAAUCUGAAGCAAUUAAUGGGUGAAUAUGAUCAGAUUUCUCCAGCAAGUUCUCAGCCUAAUAAGGAGAGUCCCUUUUUGUCAACCUAAUGAAGCAUUCGAAGAAGACGCAUGACUCUUUUCAAGAUGAGCUUGAGGAUUACAUUAAAGUUCAGAAAGCCAGAGGCUUAGAGCCAAAGACUUGUUUCAGAAAGAUGAGAGAGGACUAUUUGGAAACCUGUGGGUACAAAGAUGAUGUUGAUUCAAGACCCAUACAUAGAAUGUUUGAUCAAAGACUGCCACCCAAAGCCAUCCAGACCUACCCAAGAUCAUGCGGUAUUUCACAAACAGCGGAAAACAGGUUACCUCAGUGGUUACCAUCUCAUGACAGCAGGCUGAGACUAGACUCUCUGAACUACCGUCAAUCCACCAGGGACUGUUUCUCAGAAAAACCAGUACCCCUGAACUUGAACCCGCAAGAGUAUAGUUGCUCAUAUAGUGUAGAAACUGGAGUUUCUAAGCACCUCUCCUCAGACAACAGUACCACUAGCCAUCAAGCCAGUCAUCCGAGGAAGAGUCACCCAGAGGAGGGCCGAGGAAAACCAGAGGAGGAGCGACCCAAGCAUAAGAGGCAGCGAGGGUGCGAGGGGACUGAUGUAGAUGAACACACAAGCGUCCAGAGAAAGAGAACAGAGGUGGAGACAGAAACCGCACAGGUUGGAACAGAAAAGCCCAAGAAUCGGAAGGAGAAAAAAAGCCGAGAGGUUACCUCUAAGAAAGAGGAGCGUAAGCGAAGAAAAGAGAAGAAGGAGCAAGGCAAAGAAAGGACCGAGGAGGAGAUGCUUUGGGACCAGUCUAUCCUUGGGUUUUGAAGCUUCCUCACUGGUUCUUCCGAAGUUGAACUGAACAUCAGUUGAGCAGCCUGGUGUUACGGUGUUUGUGUGUUUGUAGCGCUUUGCUUAUGCAAACAGGGACUUUGGCUGCUAACAGAGACCGGGUGAACAGAAAGUGUUGAGUAUGUUUGCUCUCUCACAUGGAAAGUACUUUUUCUCAUUUGUAAAAGCAUUUUUACAUUUUUCUUUCAUAUAAUGUACUUUCCCUUAAUGAAAGUGGCUCUGCUUUUUUUAUUCAUCAGAUUGCUUUGAUGGUGGAAUUAUUUUCCCCUGGGAGGGUAUUUAUUUGAAAUUGGAGGAGUAACAGGCUUUGCAGAACCAGUUGCUUGAUUGGGUUUGUUACAGUUUGGAGUUGGGUAUUUUUAUGUUCCUUGGUUUUCUCUCUGAAGCAAUUUUUUUUUCCUUUGUUAGACCUACUUGCAGUGCAUUUUCUAGGUUGGAAAGUGGAAAAUACAUUAUAAUAAUAAUAAACUUAGAUACAUAUAGUUUUAAAAGUUUCAAAGACUCUUGAUACAAAAAUCAGUUUAUAUUCUGAAAAUAUUUAUAAUAAAGUGUUCUAAUUUCUGCA